Molecule: messenger RNA, 462 nt
Organism: Puccinia graminis f. sp. tritici CRL 75-36-700-3
Lineage: Eukaryota; Fungi; Basidiomycota; Pucciniomycetes; Pucciniales; Pucciniaceae
Exons: 1
Coding region: 1-462 (153 amino acids)
Source: RefSeq, a predicted model, not a curated record
AUGGGCCCCGGGGUCCCUCUACAGGAUGACAAGCAGAAGAAAUUGGAUGGGCUUGUCCAAAAUCUCAGGUUGGUCUACCAAGCCUACCAUCUAGAAUGGGUUGAACACUGCAAGGCAAUGGACCGGCUCCGGCUCCAAUUAACUCAAACACAACGACCAACGCUGACCUCAGUCACAACAACCACAGGAAUCUCUGCUGGAAUAUCUGUCAUUGAAUCUGUUGAAAGUAAAACCAAUGGUGGUGGAGGAAAAUCAUCCAGUUUGGCUGGGAUCACAGGCUCCUUGACGGCCACUGGUUGGACAACCUGUUGGACUGCCAACUUUAGCACCUUCGGAAUAGGAGAUGCUGUCACUGAUGCCCAGUUUGACCUGAUACUUGCUCAACUAGGUACAGCUGUCUUGUCCCACCACCAGGAGAUGAGCCGUAUGAUGAAGUGGUCUAUCAGUUGGAACCAAUGGUGA